UUUUUUUUUUUUUCACUAUACAGUUGAAGAGACUGCUGCAGGCAGGGAGAUACUGCAUGAGCACAGAGCAUUGCAGCUCUGACCGUGCAUCCUGCACUUAGCAUCUGCUCACUGCAGACUGGAACGGGGAAGCGGAGAUGCUCUGCUGAUCAGUAAGGAACUUGCAGUAUUGGCAUACGUCCGGCAGCUUAAGCCUUCAGUAAGAAGGACAGGACCCGUUUGAAGAAAUUAAAAGCAGCACCAACAUCGUGACAGGUCUGCUUUUGUUUGGGUGCCAGGCGGCAGUGACUCAGCCAUCAGCAGCCGAGACGAUGCUUUAGAUAUUCUCUAACAUCCUGAAGCUAAACUUGGUGUGAACAUUCCUUCAGCAAAGGAUCCCCAGCAGAGCCAACAUGGCUACCUCUCGGCUAGUUAGUAGAAACACAAGGGACAUUGCAAAUGUAAUGCAAAGGUUGCAAGAUGAACAAGAGGCAGUCCAGAAGAGGACCUUCACAAAAUGGAUCAAUUCACAUUUGGCAAAGCGGAAUCCUCCAUUAAUAAUAAAUGAUCUCUUUGAAGAUAUAAAAGAUGGAACAAAGCUGCUUGCAUUGUUGGAAGUCUUGUCUGGACAAAAACUGCCGUGUGAACAAGGGAGGCAAAUGAAGCGCAUUCAUUGGGUGGCCAACAUUGGUGCAGCUCUAAAGUUUUUGGAAGGAAGACGGUCUGUAUACAGAGGAUCCCCGAUUAAACUUGUGAAUAUAAACUCAACAGAUAUAGUUGAUGGCCGGCCAUCCAUUGUACUUGGUUUGAUAUGGACCAUAAUCUUAUAUUUUCAGAUCGAAGAAUUAACCAGCAAUCUUCCACAACUUCAUUCACUGUCCAGCAGCACAUCUUCUGUUGACAGUGUGGUGGGAUCUGAGACUGGGAGCCCCCCAACCAAGCGAAAAGUUGUUAAUAAAAUUCAGGGAAGUGCCAAAAAAGCCCUGCUGAGAUGGGUGCAAUACACAGCAGCCAAGCGCCUUGGAAUCGAAGUAAAAGAUUUUGGGCCAAGCUGGAGAAACGGCUAUGCUUUCCACUCAAUGAUAUAUGCAAUCCGGCCAGAAUUGGUGGACAUGGACAAACUAAAAGGAAGAACCAAUCGUGAAAAUCUAGAAGCUGCUUUUUCAAUUGCAGAACUUGAGUUGGGAAUCCCUAGGUUGCUAGAUCCUGAAGAUGUUGAUGUUGACAAGCCUGAUGAAAAGUCUAUCAUGACCUACAUAGCCCAGUUCCUAAAACUCUAUCCCAAUCCUGAGAACGCAGCAGCAGAUGGUCAGGAAGAUGAUAGGGAAAACAGGUUGGUGCUUCGAGACUUGAAGAUUUGGAUUGAACAGUUUGAAAGGGACAUCACCAGGGCACAAACAGUAGAAAGCAGUUUACAGGACAAAUACCAGUCAUUUAAACAGUAUCGAGUGCAGUAUGAAAUAAAAAAGAAACAAAUUGAAAGUGCUAUUCAGCCGUUGGGUAAAGAUGGAAAAUUAUCACUCGAUCAAACAAUGGUGAAGCAAGCAUGGGAGAAGGUUUCAGCAAGGAUUCUUGAUUGGCACGUACAACUUGAUAAGUCCCUCCCUGCUCCCUUGGGAACCAUUGGAUCCUGGUUAUAUAGAGCUGAGACUGCACUCAGGGAAGACAUUAUUAUCCAGCAAUCUCAUGAAGAAACAGCAAAUAUCAUACACAGAAAACUAGAGCAACACAAGGACGUACUCAAGAAUCUGGAUGGUUAUAAAAAGGCUUUUCAGGAGAUCCACCGCGCGCGAUCUGUCAACGGUGUCCCGGUUCCCGUAGAGCAGCUGGAAGACAUGGAAGAAAGGUUCAGCUUUGUAGCUUCCUCUUCCCAGCUCCAUAUGAUAAAGUUAGAAUUCAUGGAAUUAAAGUAUCGCCUCUUAGCGCUGUUAGUCCUGGCAGAGUCUAAGCUAAAGUCCUGGAUAAUCAAGUAUGGCAGAAGAGAGUCUGUGGAACUGCUUCUGCAAAACUACAUUACUUUUAUUGAUGGCAAUAGGUUCUUUGAGCAAUAUGAAUUUACCAGCAAGUCCCUUAAGCAAGCAGCUGAUAUGUAUGUGAAAGCUGAUGGGUCAGCUGAAGAAGCUGAAAGUGUGACAAAGUUUUUGAACGAGACCACCGUUCAAUGGAGAAACCUAUCAGUUGAAGUGAGGAGUGUCAGAAGUAUGCUCGAGGAAGUAGUUGCCAACUGGGAUAAGUACAGUAAUACAGUAGCUAGUUUGCAAGCCUGGCUGGAGGAUGCUGAAAAGAUGCUAGACCAACCAGAACAUGCCAAAAAGGAGUUCUUUCGCCAUUUGCCUCACUUGAUCCAACACCACACAGCAAUGAAUGACUCUGGCAAUUUCCUCAUUGAGACUAGCGAUGACACUGUCUCUAAAGACAUCAAGCAGCAGCUCUUACUCCUCAAUGGGCGAUGGAGGGAGCUGUUCAUGGAAGUCAAGCAUUAUGCUCGAGAAGACGAAUAUGAAAGAGCAAAGAAGGAAUAUGCAGAUGGUGUUAUAGCAUUAGCAGCAUUUGCAGAAGGAGGCAAUGAAAGAAUCUCCAUACCUUUUGAAGUGUCCUUCUUAAAUGUCAAGAUGUUUGUGCAGGAUUUAGAGGAUAUCAAACAGAAAAUGCCUAUUAUUGAAGCUCAGUAUAAGUCAAUUACGAGGAUGGCACAGCUUCUCACAAAGGAUUCUCCUCCAUCAGAAGCCAAUGAGAUGUUGGCAGCUGUGUCAAGAAUAAAAGACCAACUAAAUAAAAUACGGGAGCGAUAUCCUCCUCUUCUUUAUGAAUCGCAGCAACUUCUCAGUCCGCUUGGAGAAUUUGAGAACCAGCUGACCAUAUUUUAUGAGUCUCUUGAGAAAUUGAGCGAAGUUAUUGCAGUUUCGGACAUGGAUUUACAAUCCACUUCUAUUUAUAAACAAAAGCAUCGGGAUCUAUUAACCUACCAAGAGAAUUGUAAAAAGGCAUUGGUCACAAUUGAGAAGAAUGGCCAAGCUAUCUACAAAGCGUUGACAUUAAGUAAAUCGUUGCACCAUUUUGACCAGUCUGGUCUCCAGAAGAAAAUCGCAGAUGCUCAGUCUGCAUUCCAGACUAUGGCAAAGAAAAUAUCAGAAUGGAAGAAAAAUGUAGAGUCUAAUAAUAGUAUGAUGAAGAAUUUUGAAGAGUCCAGAGCAGAACUUGAGAAAGUACUAAAAACAUCAGAAGCAUACUUUAAAGAGAAAGGGAACCCUGAAGAAUUGCUGAAGAAGCACACUGAUUUUUUUGGACAAUUAGAUCUGAAGGUGCUUAACACUUUCUUGAAAGCUUGUGAUGAACUGACCGAUAUCCUCCCUGAAAAAGACCAGCAGUCACUCCAAGAAACUGUCCGGAAAUUACAUAAACAAUGGAAGGAUUUUCAGAGUGAAGCUCCCUACCAUCUACUACACCUUAAAAUUCAGCUGGAGAAGAACAGGAUUCUAGGCACGGUUGAAGAGUGCAGAGCGGAAUUGGCUAGAGAGAACAAAAUGCUGCCCGUAGAUGGCAGCGAAAAGAUAAUUAAAGAGCAUAGGACAUUUUUUGGUGAAAAAGGCUGCUACCAAUUGUGUGAAAAGAGGCUGCGACUGAUUGAGGAGCUAUGUUUAAAACUACAAGAAGGAGACCCAGUGAAAGGAGUGUUAGAACGCAGCAGAGAAGUCCUGAAAGAUCUGAAAGUACAAAUUGAGAGUACGCAUCUAAAAUUGAUGGACCAUCCAGACAAAUGGAAGGAUUACAAGAUCAGAUUGAAUGGUUUGGCAGACUGGCUUGUGGCAAAGGGCAAGCAAUUGAAGCAAAUUAAAAGUGGGAUCACAGAUGUUACAAAGUAUGGACAAUUAAAAGCUUCAGUACAGGAAAUCAGGAAAGAUGUUAAAAAACAAGAAGAAAAUCUCAGGUAUCUAAAUGAAAGACUCACCGCACUUACUGACGUGUCAGUGGAGACAGAAGUGAGAAAACAAAGCACUGAUCUGUCCAGACUUUCUACAGAUCUGAAAGUACUUCUCGAUUCUCUCACAGAGACUGAGAAGAUCUUAAGUACUGUUGGAGAUUGUGUACAGUGCAAGGAAGAAGUGAAGCACGUCCUCAGUGAGUUACUUUCCAGUUCUAAAGAUGUCCAGUCUGAAGCUGAGAAGAUACUAAAUGCAGAAAGCUUUGAAGAGGCUCAGGAGCUCUUUCUCCAUUAUGAGAAAGAAAUAAAGAAAAUACAUAUGAAGAAGCAGGAUAUUCAGCUUCAGAUUGCACAUGCUAAGCAGAUACAAGCUGAGAAGGGAAUACCCAUAGACAUCCAAGAUGACCUAGCAAAGAUGGAAGCUGAACUGAACACUGUGGAAAAGACAAUGAUAGAGCAAGAAGAAAGCUUAAAGGACACAAUACACAGCUGGGAGGAUAUAGAAAUAGGCAAAGAAUCAAUUACCCGGCAGCUUAAGCAAAUUGGGCCUUCUCUUGAGCGGCCUCUGAACUUUGGAACACUGGAGAAUUUGUCAUCAGAACUUCAGCAGACUAAAGAGGUGUGUAAACAAAGUGAAGAUGUCUCAGUUCAAGCUGAAAGUCUAGUGAUAAAAUCAUCUGAGAUAAAUUUAGGAGUGAAGAGCAAGCACCACCUUCAGGAGAAAACUAAAUUGAUUCAAGACAAUGUGAAGCACGUGAAAGAGGUCCUGUCUGCAAACGUAAGUAAAAUGGAAACCAUUAAGCAAAAUUGGGAGAGGUUUGACCAUGACUUUGAGGCACAUUCCACAUGGAUUUCAGAAAAGGAAAAAGAACUAAGUAACCUAGAACUAUCCAGUGUUUCACCAGAGAUCCAAGUUGCACGAAUCCAGGAAAUUAUUAAGGAGCUUCAGGAUAAAAGCAAUGAAAUAGCAGACCUUGAAGCCCAGUGUCACACCUUUGCUGAAUUUGUUAGCUCUGCAGAGAUGGCGCGUAUAAAAGCUCGGCUGUCUCAGAUGGUCAAGUAUUGGGAUGGGCUCAAAGAACAUGUGCAACGACUGGAAGAAAGUAUCCUGGGCAAUGCUGAACAGCAGCAGAAGUUUGAUGACACAGUGAAACAGGUACAGAAUUCUUUGGAGAAAAUUGAAGCGUCCCUGGCUUGUCCUAUAAACAACUGCUCCUCUGCAGCAGAAACUUAUAAAGUUCUGCAUUCCCAUCAGGAUCUCUGUCACGAUGUUGAAAUGUUGAAGAGCAGUAUCAAUUCUCUGACAUCUGUUGCCCGUAAACUCACAAAUAAAGAUAAGGCAGUACAGAUGAUCUCAGGCUUUCAGAUUCGAGUCGAAAGUACCGGGACAAAAGCUAAAGAGAGGCAUGCAUUGCUGGAGCAAUUAUUAGCAAAUUGGCAGAGACAAGAAAGGGACUUUUCCUCCUUUAUGACCUGGCUGGAAGGAGGUGAAACAUUGGUCUCUCCACAACAAGGACAGGUUUCGGCAGAUGUAGUAAAACUGAAAGCUGAACUGCAGACAGUCCAGAAUUUGCAGUCUGAGUUACCAACUCAAUCGCAGCGCCAUACAGUCCUUGUCCAGUUGUGCGCAUCUUUAUAUCAAACUUCCCCUGAAAAUAGUGUACAGGAAACCAGGGACCGCCUAGAGGAUAUGACCCAAAGAUGGAAUGUUCUACCUGAAGCCAUUUCUAAAAGGAUUAGAGUUCUGGAGUCUGUUCUAGGUGAACAUCAGAAAUUUGAUGAUUUAUUACUUGAAUUCUCACUCUGGAUUAAACAGUUCCUUAAAGAACUACAAGAUUCUGGUGAAAUAAACACAUCUGAUCAUGAAACUGCACUGUCUAUAAACAAGAACCAUGUAGGAGAGUCUAAAAGGGAGCAGGAAAGAAUACAUCAUCUGGAGGACCAGCUUAACAAAUUGUGCUCUCUGACCAGUUUGGAAGACCAUUCAGUAUUGCAAGGAAGGGUCAGAGAUUGUGUACAAUUCUUUGAAGAAGCAAUACAAAUUACAGAGCGACGCCAAAACUCUCUGUCCAAGUUAGGGGACUUCUUACACAUGCACAAGGACUUAUUGGUUGUUGUCCAUAAUUUAAAAGACACAGUAGAAGGAUCUAACAACCUGGAUAAGGAAUCUUCUGGGUCUCUUGAGAAAGAGAUAAACAAUGUUGUACAGGGAAUUGAUGAAUUAACAUCUAAGUCUGUAGGUUUAGAUGCAGCACUUACCAAAGCACAAUACUAUCUGAAAAGCUCUGCUACCGAGCAGAGGACUUCCUGCAGAGCACUAGCUGAUAACCUAAACCUGGAACUGGAGAAAGUUCAGACAUUCUUGGGAACAAAACUAAGCGAGGCAGAGGCUCUUGGGGCUUUGUGGAAAUCCUUUAUUGAUUGCAGAGAAAAGUUGCUCAAGACUGUUGAGGACAUUGAAGAAAAGGCAGACAAUGACGAGAUGAAAGAGCCAACACUAUCAUCGCUUCAGCAAAGAUUGAAAUUUUUCAAUGAAUUGGAGGAGGAAAUUAACUCUUAUCAACAUGAAAAGCAGUGGCUGAUGGACAAAGCAAAGCAGAUAGCACAACAGGAUUUAUCUCUGGCUGCAGAAGCAGAUAAAGAACUGAAUGGACUAACAAUAACUUGGGAGGAUACCAAAAAGCUCAUUAGUGAUAGUCAAGAACAAUGUGUGGUUCUUAUUGAGCUAAUAAAAGAUUAUGAACAUCUGAAGUCCACUAUUACUAAAGUUAUAGAAAAUGCAGAAAAUAUGAUCUCUAUAAAAUCAACUUUAAAAGACCAGGAAGACGUUAGACGUACCAUCGCAAAACACGAAUCGGCCAAGAAUGAACUGAGUGAGAAACAGAAAGAGCUGGACGAGUUUACUAACAAAGGGAAACAUUUACUGGUUGAGCUGAAGAGAGUCCAUGGCUGCGACUCGAGCUCAGUGAGGAAAGACAUGGACUACUAUGUGGAUCAGUGGCUUGACGUCCUGGAAAGAAUAGACGACAACCUGCAAAGGCUGAGUGUGAGCCUGUCCUUAUGGGAAGAUGCCUUGAGCAUUAGUGAUGAAAUUGAUGGAUGGUCUAGCAGUUCCAUUUCUCAGAUGAAUGAGAACAUCACCAACUUGAACAGCAGUCAACAGAUGAAAGCUUUUCUUGCAGAAUUCCAGACUGAAGUCACAAAUAAAGGACAGAAAUUGGAAGAAUUUCACUCCAAGGUUUAUGAACUUAAAGAUCUGACAAAGAGCCAGGAGCCCCCAGCAGAGCUACAGUUCAUGGAAGUAGCUUUAAGGCAGAAAUUAGAACAUGCUAAAGAAGUGUCUCAAGUGGCCAAUGGAACGCUAAAUGACUUCAAUACUCAGAAAAUGCAGCUGGAAACAUUCAUUGACCAGAUGACCGACUGGUUGAAUAAAGUUGAAGAAUCAAUUUUAAAAUUUACCAACAGCCAGGAACCUGACGAUCUGAAGAAACUGAAGGACAUGCAGAAAGAACUUCAAUCCCAACAAACCAGCAUUGAUAGCACGCAAGAGAAUCUCAACAGCCUCUGCCGGCAGUUUCGUUCCACGGAGCUUGAAGUUAUUGGGGCAGCGGUGACAGCUCUAGUAAAGAAAUAUGAAGCCGCAAACCAGCUCUGCUUUAAAACACAAGCUGUUCUUCAGGAGACAUUGGAAAAGCGAUUCAGUGAAUCCAUGAAUGAUUUUGAAGAAUGGCUUGAAGGAGUAAAAAGAGGGGUUAAAGGCUCUUCUGACUGGUCUGGCGAUAGCAAAACCUUGGAAGCCAAAAUACAACAUUUACAGAAUAUACUGGACUCAGUCAGUGAAGGUCAGAGUAAAUUGGAUGCUGCCACUGAGGAAGGAGAGAAACUUUACUAUUGUUUGCCAAAGCCAGUUGUGCUCAGUAUUCAGGACAAGAUAUCAAAAGCGGAGAAAGAGUUUCAGAGUGUGAAGAAGCAGUGUCUCAAGGACAAGCAGGCCCUAGAAGACUGUGUCUUGGAGCUUGGGAGCUUUGAAGACCAACACAAAAAGUUAAGUUUGUGGAUUCAUGAGCUUGAAGAGCGGAUAAGGACAGAAAAUCUUGGAGAGAGCAAGCAACACAUCCCCGAGAAGAAAAGUGAGAUGCAUAAAGUGGAGAUGUACUUGGAAGAGUUACUGGCUGCACGGGAAUCAUUUGAGAAACUUUGUCAGCGAGCUCAAGUACUUCAUGAAGAUGGACGGGGUGAUGGGCAAGAAGUACGCCUGUCAUCUCAGCUUCUCACAAAUUACCAGACCCUGGUGAAAAUGAUAAAGGAGAAGCUCCGUGUCUGCCAGGUGGCUCUCCAAGACCACCAGAUUUUUGAGGAGGCUUUGCAGAGUACGUGGUCAUGGCUGAAAGAUAUGCAAGACAGGUUGUCCACCACGGAGAGUACAGUGGGUAGUAAAAGCACACUUGAGAAACGUCUACAACAAGUUCAGGAAAUACUACUGGUUAAAGGUGAAGGCGAGGUGAAGCUGAACUUGGCCAUUGGUAAAGGUGAGCAGGCUCUUAAGAGCAGUAACAUGGAUGGACAGAUGGUAAUCCAGAUGCAGCUACAAACAUUAAAGGACGUGUGUGGAACUGUCAAUGGCACAGCCACUAGGUGUCUCAGUGGUUUAGAGUCUGUGAUCAACCAGUGGAAUGAACAUAUGGAAAGGAAAAGUCAGAUGGAACAGUGGCUGGAGUCUGUGGAUCACAAACUGGAACAACCCAUUCAGCAGGAAAAUGGUCUGAAAGAGAAAUUCAAUCAGUUAGACCACGUCCAGGCAAUCUUGUCAGAUGUGGAAGAUCACUCCACAACUCUUCAUCAUCUUAUUGAGAAGACAAAGGAAUUACAUCAGAAGACUGAGGACCCUUCUUUCUCCGAAAUAGCACAGAAUGAACUAAAAACCCACUUCAACGACAUUAUGACUGUUGCCAAAGAGAAGAUGAAGAAUAUUGAAGACAUUGUGAAGGAUCACUUGAUGUACCUGGAUGCAGUGCAUGAAUUCACUGACUGGCUCCAUUCAGCCAAAGAAGAACUUCACCGCUGGUCAGAUGCCUCAGGAGAUGCUCCUUCCAUCCAGAAGAAAAUGACAAAGGUUCAGGAGCUGAUGAAUUCCAGACAGACCGGGGCUGAACGCUUAAGCAGAGUUGAAACCCUGGCUCCUGCAGUGAAGAAGAAUACCACUGUUAGCGGAUGUGAACACAUGGAUGCAGAGAUCCAAGGCCUGCAGGCAGACUGGAAGCAGUGGGAGGACAGUGUCUGUCAAAGUCAGAACACUUUGGAGACCCUGUUGAGUCAAAUGGCAAUAUCAGAACAAGACUUUACAUCCCGGGUUUCUAAGCUAGAAGAUGCUGUUAAGGACUUCAGUGUCUUUCUGGAAAAAUGGGCACAGAAACUGAGGCAAGGGCAAGGCAAGACUGCAGACAAAGACAUAGUAGAAAACUGGCAAAGGGAGAAGGAUGCCUUAGAUGCUCUUACUGGUGCUGAACAUGUUACAGAUGACUUGAAAACCCAACUGAACGACCUCUGCAAAUUUUCUAAGGAUUUGAGUGUAUAUUCUGCAAAAGUUUCUGCCUUAAUGAAGGAGUACAACAGCCUUUACUUGCAAGCAUCAAAGGGCUGCCAGAAUAAAGAGCAGAUUUUACAGCAAAGAUUCCGAACUGCCUUCCGAGACUUUCAGCAGUGGCUGGUAAAUGCCAAAGUGACGACCGCAAAGUGCUUUGAUAUCCCACAGAGCAUUGAUGAAGCCUCAUCCAGUCUGCAAAAAAUUCAAGAGUGUCUUUCUGAAAGUGAAAGUGGUCAACAUAAACUGCAAACAGUGACAUCUAGAGGUGACCUCCUGUGCAGCAUAGUGCCAGAGGAGAAAGUUAAGACAGUCCAACAGAAAGUCCUUAAUGCUAAAGUCGACUGGAAAAGUUUCAUCUCAUCUCUUCAUCAGAAGGAAUCUGCCUUAGAGAAUUUAAAGAUUCAAAUGAGAGACUUUGAAACGAGUGCCAAGCCAGUUCAGGAAUGGCUUAGCGAUACUGAAAGGAUAGUUCAAGACAGCAAUAAUCGCCUCCACGACCUGCCUUCUAAGAGGAAGGAACAGCAGAAGCUGCAGUCUAUCCUAGAAGAAAUAGACUGUCAUGAGCCACAGAUCACCAGACUUAAAGAGAAAGCUCAGCAGCUGAAGGGAGGACAGUCUGCCAGCAAAAGCUAUGUACACAGGGUGUCUCAGCUGUCUUCACAAUACCUAGCGUUAAACAGUCUAACCAAGGAGAAAAUGUCUAGGAUGGAUCGUAUUGUUUUGGAGCACCAGCAGUUUUCACACGGCCUGGCAGAGCUUCAAGACUGGAUAAAUGAUGCUAUUCACCUACUGCAGUCAUAUUGUCACCCAACCGCUGAUAAAAGUGUCCUGGACAUCAGAAUGUCCAAGCUGGAGACUUUGUUGCUGGUGAAGCAGGAUAAGGAAAUUCAGAUGAAGAUGAUACUAACUCGGGGAGAAUCCGUUCUAAGAAACACAUCACCAGAAGGCACCCUGGCCAUUCAGAACCAGCUCCAGGAACUAAAAGACUCCUGGGCUUCCCUUUUAUCCUCCUGUAUACAAUGCAAAAGUCAACUUGAAGGUGCCUUAUCUAAAUGGACGAGCUACCAGGAUGAUGUCCGUCAAUUCUCCAGCUGGAUGGACAGGGUGGAGGAACGUCUGAAUGAUUCGGAGAAACAGUACAAUGAACUGAAGGAUAAAAUUGCAGCACAAAGCAAAGCUAAUUUACUAAAUGAAGAAGUUUUAAGUCAUGGCAGCUUAUUAGACACCAUAGAAAAGAAGGGAUCCAGCAUGACCGAACAUUACGUUACCCAGCUGGAGCUCCAGGACCUGCAGGAACGCUACAAUACACUGAAAGAGAAGACAAAGGAGGCCAUUUCCAGAGCAGUUAAAAUAGUCUCAGACCACAAAGAUUAUCAGAAUGGGCUUAGAGUGUUUGAACAUUGGCUCCAGCAAAAGACAGAAAAGUUGGACUGUCUAGUCCUGAUUGAUGGUGAUACUGACAUGUAUGAUACUACUCUAAAGGAACUGCAGGAGCUACAGGUGCACUGUGCAGAAGGUCAGGCCCUGCUGAACACUCUGCUGCUCACAAGGGAAGAUGUCAUACCAAUGGGUAUUCCGCACACAGAAGACAGGGAGCUGGAAUCAUUAAGGCAGGACUGGCAAAUUUAUCAGCAGAGACUGGCGGAGACCAGGAGCCAGAUAAAUGCCGCCUUCAGCAAGCUGAAACUGAUGGAGACAAAGUUCCAGCAAACCGAUCAAUGGUUGAUGUCUGUGGAAGGAAAAGUGAAUAUCAGGACAGGGCGUCAGUCAGACAGAGCAACAAAGGAGAUCCAGCUUCAGCAGAUGAAAAAUUGGCAUGAGGAGGUGCUGGUCUACAAGGAGGAGGUUGAAGAGGUUGGGGCGUUGGCCCAGCAGGUGUUGGAGGAAGGCCGGAGUAGCAGCAGAAUGGGCAGUAUGGCCACCCUGCUCACAUCUCGCUAUCAGGCUGUCUGGCUUCAUAUUUUGGAACAAAUCCAAUUCCUUGAGGAAGAGAUCAGAAGUAUAGAGGAGUCUGACCUGGCCAUUAAAUCGUAUACAGACUGGUUUACUGAAGCACAAAAGAACUUCCAAAAUAUUACGGCAAAUAUCGGAGUAGUGGAUAAGCCAGCGUUGGAGAGAAAGAUGAAGAAACUGGAGUUUUUAUUAAGCGAAAUGGACUUGGGUCAUAGACUGCUAAAAUCAGCUCGUGAAAAGGGAGAAAGAGUUCUCAAGUACUUAGCAGGUCUAGAGGCUGAGCAGCUGGAAAGUGAUAUGCAUUGCCAUGUGGAGAAGCUGGAAGACCUGACAAGUUUAAUUCGAAAAGAACACACAGCACUAGAAAAGGGUCUGCAACUAGCCAAGGAGUUCUCAGACAAGUACAAGGUGCAGGCUCAGUGGCUGGCAGCUCAUCAGUCCAUCCUACAAGCUGACGUGGAACCCAAGACUGAGCUGUAUGAGAAGAAGGCCCAGCUAGCUAAGUAUAAGUCCAUACAGCAGACUAUACUUUCAUGUGAGCCAUCCAUCAAACUGGUCAUAGAAAAAGGUGAAGCACUGCAUAGUGUUACCCGUGAUGCCACUGUGGGGGAUAAAAUCCACAAUUUGCAGAAAGGCUAUCAAGGACUAUGCAACAUGGCAAAGAUCAGUGUUGCAGAUUUGGAGGACAAAGUGAAGGAGCACGAGGGCUAUAAUUCCGAGCUGCAGGAUGUGGAGAAGUGGCUGCUUCAGAUGUCUAGCAGACUGGUAACGCCUGAUCUAAUGGAAAGUAGCAAUUUGGAGACAAUUACUCAACACUUGGCAAAUUACAAGGCUAUGAUGGAGGAUAUCGCUGGCUUUGAAGAACGCUUAAACAGUCUUAAACUGAAGGGAGAAACUUUGGUCCUUCAUUGUCCUGAGCAUUUGCAAGCAAAGUUCAAACAAAAUAUCCAAGCCCAUUUGCAAGGGACCAGAGAUAGUUACUCUGCCAUUUGUAGUACUGUCCAGCGAGUAUAUUUAAGUUUAGAAAAUGAACUGCAGAAGCAUGUUAGUCACCAGGACACUUUGCUGCAGUGCCAGGCCUGGUUCUCCUCUGUACAAAAAGAGCUGGAACCUCGCACCAAAGCUCCACUCGGUCUGGCCGAGGCAACAAAACGGGCGAAACACUACAGAACCCUGCAGGAGCAGGCCAACACUUACUUGGAUCUCUUGUGUACAACUUGUGACUUAUCUGAUCUUUCUGUGAAAAAUGUUGCGAUCAACAUUCAGCAAACAAAGCAGACUAUUGAACAGAGAAUGAUUCUGUCUCAUGAUCUAGCUAACGGCUGGGAAGAAGUUAAACAAAUGAAGGCGGAGCUUCAGGCCUAUUUCCAGGAGGCAGGCCAGCAGCUCCAGAACAUGAAGAGGAAACGAGCGGAACUGGAGAUCAAACUGGCACAGAACAUGGUAUCGCAGCUAAAGGAGUUUAGUCAGAAACUUCAGUCCAAGCAAGAUAAGAUUACCAGUUUUACAGAGAAAGUGAAUAAGCUGACGAAUGGGCAGGAGUCACCGGAACAUGUAGAGAUUGGACAGUUAAGCAACCGGUGGCUGGAUUUUUGCUUCCAAAUAAACAAUAUACUUCAGCAAAGAGAGGAAGAUCUGCAGAGAACACGAGACUACCAUGAUCGCCUAAACAUAGUUGAUGUCUUUCUUGAAAAGCUUACUACAGAGUGGGAUAAUUUAGCCAGAUCUGAUACUGAGAGCACAGCGGCACAUCUUGAAGCCUUGAAAACAUUAUCAUAUAUUCUUCAGGAGAGAAGAUUUGCUCUUGAGGACCUCAAGGAGCAAAAACAAAAAAUAAGUGAACAUCUGAAUGUCGAUGACAAAGAAUUAGUUAAGGAGCAGACAAGUCAUUUUGAACAACGCUGGGCACAGCUAGAAGACUUAGUGAAAAAUAAGAUCCUCUCCUGUGCCACCACUUUGGAAGAGUUAAGCUUAGUACAUUCCCGGUUACAGGAGUUAACUGAAUGGGCUGAAGAUCAGCAGCCUACUAUCUCAGAGGCUUUAAAACAAAGUCCUCCACCCGAACUUGCUCAGAACUUGCUUAUGGACCACUUAGCAAUUUGCGGUGAAGUAGAGACCAAACAAAUAAGCCUUAAAAAUGUGUUAAAAGAUGCUGAUAAGAUCAUGGGUAAUCUAGGACUCAAUGAAAGACAACAGCUUCAGAAAGCACUAGCAGAUUCACAAAAACAUAUAGACUAUCUCAGUGACUUGGUCAACCAGAGGAAGAGACACUUGAAUAAGGCUUUGUCUGAAAGGGCACAGUUUUUAAUGGCAGCUUAUCAGGCUUUAAAUCAUAUUCGAUUGCAUGAAAACAAGGUUAUGUUUCAUGAGUAUAUAUGCUUACUUCCAGAUGAUGUAAGCAAGCAAAUAAGAACUUGUAAAAAUACCCAAGCUGGCUUGAAGGCUUACCAGAGUGACCUUAACAGUCUCUGGAACCAGGGCAGGGAACUAAUGAAAGAGGCCACCGAGCAAGAAAAAAAUGAAGUUUUAGUUAAAUUACAGGAACUUCAAAAUGUGUUUGACAGCACUUUGCAGAAAUGCGGGCAGAGACUCAUAGAACUUGAGAAAAGUUUUGUUUCAAGAAAAUAUUUUAAAGAGGAUUUAGACAAGGCAUGUUACUGGGUAAAGCAGGCAGAUGUUCUGACAUUUCCAGAAAUUAAUUUAAUGAAUGAUGACUCUGAAUUAUAUUCACAGCUAUCCAAAUACCAGCAAAUACUAGAACAGGCACCUGAGUAUGAAAACCUUUUGCUUUCACUGCAAAGAAAUGGUCAGGAGAUCCUUCCAUCGCUGAACGAGGUUGAUCGCACAUAUAUAGAUGAGAAACUGAAUUCCUUGCCACAGCAAUGUAAUUAUGUGGUCUCAUUAGCCAAAGAAAAGCUUGGUAAAGUCCAGGAAGCAAUCUACAUCCGCAAGGAAUAUGUCUCAUUGAUUGAUUUGACAAGCAAAGCUUUAAAAGAGCUUGAAGAUAAUUUUUUACUCAUGAACAAAGUUCCAUCCCAUCUUUCAUCUGAGGAGGCUUUGGCACUUCAGCAAGACUACUCAUCUCUAUUAAAUGAAGUUGUAACCCUUAGCACCGCAGUUAACGAACUUAAUAAGAAAAAAGAGAUUUUUCGUAGCACGGGACAACCAUGGCUUCCAGAAGAAAUGCUACAACUUAUGUGUCAGUAUCAUAAUUUAAAAAGAUCCAUAGAACAGAAAGUUAGUCAAUUGACAGAUACUACAGAUGCCUAUCGGAUAUAUGAAGAUCUUUGUUCAAAGCUGAAAAUAAAAUUAGAGGCCCUAAGUAAGGAGUUGGAACUAGUAAACAGGGAAACACUUCCAGCUGAAGACAAACUAAAAAGCUAUCGUACACUGGCGGCCAACCUUCAGGAUGCUGGAACUCUUCUCAGACAAAUUACUGAACAUCUAGAAGACCUUUCUUCAGUUCUUGAGCCGUCAGUUUUUGAGGCUGCAGAUGUCCAGGUUCAGCAGUGGCAAGAACAGUUAAAAUCGUGGCAUGCUGUAAUGAGGGACAGGAUGGGAGAAUGUGAGAAUAGAUUAGUGCAGAGCAUAGACUUUCACAUUGAAGUCAGCCGUACUUUGGAAUGGCUCAGGCAAAUAAAGGUAGAACUGAAUGAACCACUGGCAUUGGAUGGUAAACUUGAAAGCAUCCAGGAGGAGAUUAGAAAGUUACAGAUUCAGCAAGAGGAAAUUGUGUCCACUCUAAGGAUAAUGAAUGCCCUAAGCAACCGGGAAAAGCAGAAGUACCUCAAGGCAAAAGAGUUUGUUCCAGCUGAUCUGGAACAGAGCAUGGUUGAACUAUCUGAACUUGAUCGAGAAGUCAGUGAAGCAAUCAAUGGGAGACAGACCACUCUGGACAAGAUGCACAUCACAAGUCAACGUUACCACCAAGCAUUAAAGUCUACUUCUCAUUGGCUGGAAGAUGCACAGCAGUUACUACAACAGACUGCCAAUGGUGUAGAUAUUGAGAUAGCAGAAAACUGUCUUAGAGACUAUACUGAAUUUUUUAGCACAGAAAACAAAUUAAAUGGACUUGUAGAUGAAGUGCGUAUUCUAGUAACUGAUCUUGAAGGUUGUCUGCAAAAAUCUGGACAGGAUCAACUCAAACAAGCUGUAUCCUCCUUAAAGAAGAAAGAGAAGGAGAUAAAGGAAGAAGCUCAAGCUCAUCUGGAACUGCUGAGAAAAUGUACAGUUCAGUGGCAUUUAUACCAAGAGGAAAAACACCAGGUUGUCAUUUGUUUGAAUGAUGCCGAAAAAAAAUUAUCCAAGUUUUCAGUGGCUAAAGAAGUUUCAUGUCACAAAGCUGAAGAAAAGCUGAUUGCUCACAAGACUUUGUUAUCCUUGGUAAAUUCCUUUCAUGAGAAAAUCACAGCACUAGAAGAAAAAGCAUCAACAAUGGAGAAACUGGGAAAUAAUGCCAGCAAAGCCACCAUAAGCAAGUCAAUGACAACUGUGUGGCAAAGAUGGACCAGGCUACGCAACACUGCACGCGAACAGGAGAAAAUACUGGAGGAAGCUGUGCAGGAGUGGAGGGAACUGAGUGAUAAGAUACAGGAAUCCACCAUAGCAAUUGAUCAGCUACAAGAACACCUACCAGAAAGCUGCACUGAAAAAGCCUCCAAGGCUGAACUGGCUAAGCUGCUGGAGAGUCACGAGGCUUUCUCUCGAGAGUUAGAGCAGCAGCACUCUGCAGUUAGUCAGCUAAAGCAACAUGCAGUCAACGGUGUUCUCCGAGAUGUGGAAACUGAAUCUGCGGGCCCGGAGGACCUGCCAGUCAUUCAAGAAAUAAAAGCCAUGCUCGACAGAUGUUUAAACAUGCAACAGAAAGUAAAGAAAAGCAAGAAGCUGGUAGAGCAGGAACUGAAGGAGCGAGAGGAAGUAGAGCAGGUGUUAAAUGUGGUUAAAGCCUGGAUCAGGGAAACCAAGGACAAUUUAUCAAUACCUGCAGCCGAAACAGAUGUGCAAUUGGAAGAAUUACAGGUUCUCCAUCAGGAAUUAAAUUCUCAUCGUCACAGAGUGGAAAAGUUGUCUGAAGAGCAGCAGAACAAAUAUUUGGAGAUGUACACUAUUUUGCCAUCUGAGCUCUCAUUACUACUUGCUGAAGUGGCACUAGCACUGGCUAAUGUAAAUGAUGAGAUACAAGUGAAACAGAAAGACGCACAACAGAAUCAGAUACUGUACUUGGAGCUACAUCAGCAAAUUACUGAAACUGAAGAAGAGCUGAAUGCAAUUUUAAGAAAACUAAAGGAGAAAGCAUGUGAUGUGUCUCAAGUUAGGAAAGAUCACAAGAUUCUGUGUGAGGGGCUAGAUAAGUGCAACAUCAGGUUGGUGGAACUGGAUGCUGCAGUGCAGGAUUUUGCUGAACAAAGUCCUACCCUGGCAAAGCAACUUGCCGACAAAAUAGGCAAACUUACAGAACUACAGCAGCAAGCCAGUAAGCAGGCUGAACACAGAGCCGGCAAAGUGAAGCAGGCUGUGGUUCAGCUGGAGGAAUACAAUGAAAUGUUAGAAAUUAUUUUGCGGUGGAUAGAAAAAGCAAAAAUGUUAGUACGCAGUCACAUCAGCUGGAAUUCAGCAAGCCAGCUUCGCGAUCAGGCAAUGGCUCACCAGGCUCUGCUGGAAGAGUCAAGAGACAUCCAUAGUGAUCUGGAAGCAAUGAAUGAAAAGAUAGAGUAUUUGUCGAGUGUGUAUCAGUCGGAAGCACUGUGUCAGCAAGUGUCAGAACUCGGACAUCAGACUGAGGAACUUCAGCAAACAAUAAAGCAACGUUUGCAGACGCUCCAGGAUGCAGCAAAGGAUAUGAAGAAGUUUGAAAGUGAAGUCAGAGCCUUACAAACUGCAUUAGAACAAGCACAGAGUACACUUACGUCUCCAGAGCUUGGACGCUUGAGUCUUAAGGAACAGCUAUCUCAUAGACAGCACCUGCUUUCCAAAUUGGAGUCUUUGAAACCAAAAGUCCACGCUGUCCAAGUCUGCCAAAGUGGUCUUAGAAUCCCUGAAGAAGUAGUCACUAGCCACCCUAUAUGUCGCACUGCUGUCAGGCUGCAAGAGGAGUCCAGUCGUCUUCAGCAUACAGCUAUCCAACAGUGCAAUAUUAUGCAGGAGGCAGUGAUCCUUUAUGAACAAUAUGAGCAGGAAAUGAAGCAUUUGCAGCAUCUAAUUGAAGAGGCACAUCGGGAGUUACAAGAUGCAAAAAUAACAACCAGUAACAUCCAGGAACUACAGAUCCAGAUAAAACGGCAUGAGGAGCUGGCGAAGAGAAUCAAAGGCUACCAGGAGCAGAUAGCGUCACUCAAUUCCAAGUGUAAGAUGUUAACAAUGAAAGCCAAACACGCAACAAUGCUGCUGACUGUGACUGAAGUGGAGGGACUGACAGAGGGAAUGGAAGAACUGGAUGCUGAACUCCUCCCUGCACACUCUGCUCAUCCGUCUGUUGUUAUGAUGACCGCUGGUCGCUGUCACACUCUACUGUCACCUGUUACUGAGGAAUCAGGGGAGGAGGGUACCAACAGUGAGAUUUCCUCUCCACCGGCCUGUCGUUCUCCUUCACCUGUGGCUAAUACAGAUGCUUCUGUUAACCAGGACAUUGCUUAUUACCAGGCCUUAUCUGCUGAACAAUUGCAGACAGAUGCUGCCAAGAUCCAACCCAACACAGCUUCACCUCAAGAAAUGUAUGAGCCGGGCAUGGAGACAGCUGCUAACGCCAAGUUAGAUGACCUACAGCGAUCCUGGGAAACACUGAAGAAUGUGAUUAGUGAAAAGCAGCGGACUUUAUAUGAAGCUCUGGAAAGGCAGCAACGAUACCAAGAUUCUCUCCAGUCUAUUUCCACCAAAAUGGAGACCAUUGAAGUAAAACUCAAUGAGAGUCUGGAGCCCGGCAAGACCCCUGAAAGUCAGAUGGCUGAGCACCAGGCUCUCAUGGAUGAGAUUUUAAUGUUGCAAGAAGAGAUAAGCAAGUUACAAGCAUCUUUUGCCGAAGAACUAGUGUCAGAAUCUCUGGAUUCUGAAACAGCGGAUCAGUUAGCUCUGCAAUCUACUCUAACAGUCUUGGCAGAGAGAAUGUCCACCAUCAGAAUGAAAGCUUCUGGAAAACGUCAACUCCUAGAGGAGAAAUUGAAUGAACAGCUGGAAGAGCUGCGCCAUGAGCAAGCCCUGCAGAGGUACCGCAGUGAAGCAGACGAGCUGGAUCUCUGGCUGCUCAGCGCCAGGGCUACAUUGGACAAUGUGUUGCUUGCUUUUGAAGAACCCAUGGAUGUGGAGACACAGCUCAUUGAUUGCCAGAACAUGCUGCUGGAAAUUGAACAGAAGGUGGUAGCUCUGUCUGAGCUCUCCGUACAUAAUGAGAACUUAUUAAUGGAAGGAAAGUCCCACACUAAGGAGGAAGCUGAACAGCUAGCCAUGAAACUGAGGACUUUGAAGGGCAGCCUUUUAGAAUUGCAAAGGGUUCUUCAGGACAAGCAGAUUAGCAUUCAGGCUAAGCUAGCAUGGGGCGAGAUGAAAGCACACAAGAAAGCAGAACAUGGAACAUUUCAUGAAAAGGAAGAGUCAGAAUCAGAGCUGUCUUCUUCUCAAAGUCCCAGCGUACAGGAAUGGUUGGCUCAGACACGGACUACACGUUCAAUGCAAAAGCAGAAUAGUCUUCAGAAACAGAAGGAGCUGGAACAAGAACUUGCUGAGCAGAAGAAAUUAUUGCAGUCAGUUGCAAGUCGUGGAGGUGAAAUUAUAAAUCAGCAGACGGCUUCUGAUUGGUCAAAUGUUAGUGAUGGACCAGAUACCCUGUCUAGAGAAUUAGGCUUAGAAGGCAUGAAACCAACAUCACAGGACCAGAUGAGAAUGAAAUGGGAAAGUCUGCACCAGGAGCUCAGCACCAAAGAGAAACUAAUGCACAAUGCUUUACAGCAGGAACAGGAGCAGCCGUUUUUCAGCAAAACGAACAGAAAUAUUUCUGGGGUGCCUUUUUACAAAGGAGACAAGCAAGUUCAAGAUAAAUCAUCAGUAGUCAACAUUUUGGAUGGGUUAAACCAAGCACUGGAAGAUGUAUCCUCCCAGAAUGGGGCUGGUGAAAAGAAGAUUCUUCCUCUGGAGAAAAAAUUGUAUGAUGCUGUCUCAGCUACUUCUACGUGGUUGGAUGAUGUGGAGGAACGUUUAUUUGUACAAACAGCAAUCCAACCAGAAGAGAGAGAAACAUGCCUUUACCAUGAGACGUUAGCAAAAGACAUUAAAGAGAUGAGUGAAGAAAUGGACAAAAACAAGAAUCUAUUUUUCCAAACGUUCACAAGCAGUGGGGACUACCAGGAGAUGAUAGAGGACACAUUAUAUUGCCUUCUAAGAAGACUAAACUCUUUAGAGUCAGUUGUUAACCACAGAUGUUAUCAGAUGAAAGAAAGAUUACAGGAUCUCCUGACUUUCCAGAAUGAUUUGAAGAUUCUAUUUACCACCUUGGCGGAUAGCAAAUACAUCAUACUGCACAAACUGGCUGAGGCAGCGGAGAGACCUGCAAAAGACCAGAUGCAGGCAAUUCUACAAGCAGAGGAUAGUUUAAAAGAAUUGGAUACUGAAAUUAAUGAGCUGAAAAAGUGUGGAGACAAGCUGCAAGUUGAUCAGCCAUCAAUGCAAGAACUAUCAAAACUUCAGGAUACCUAUGAUGAGUUGAUAAUGAUUAUCAGCUCACGGAGAACUGGGCUGAACCAGAACCUGGCUUUGAAAAGUCAAUGUGAGAGAGCCCUACAAGAUCUAGCUGACCUGAUCGAAACAGGACAGGAGAAGAUGUCAGGAGGACAGAAGUGCAUUGUUUCCACCAGAUAUGAGGUCCAUGUGAUGCUAGACAAGCAUAAGGAGUAUUUCCAAGGCUUGGAGUCCCACAUGAUCCUCACAGAAACACUUUUCAGAAAAAUCAGCAGCUACGCAUUGCCAAGGGAGGCUCAGCGUCACUCAGACUUGAUGGCAAGGGCAUCAGCUGUACUAAAACAAGCGCACAAGAGGGGUGUGGAGCUAGAGUACAUACUAGAGACAUGGAUGUGUUUGGAUGAAAAAUACCAAGCAUUGAGCAGGCAACUGGAAGUAAUUGAAAGUAACAUACCUGUUGUGGGUCUGGUGGAAGAAUCAGAAGAAAGACUAACAGAAAGAAUAAAACUGUAUCAGUGCUUCAAGUCAAGCUUAGCAGAUCACCAACCGAGGCUCUACCAGGUUUUGGAAGAUGGGAAAAGACUUCUUAUGUCUGUGAACUGUUCCGAACUGGAAAUCUUACUGAAUCAUUUGGGGGAUCAGUGGUUGAACAACACCAGCAAAGUUUCCAAAGAACUGAACCGAUUGGAGAAUAUACUCAAACACUGGACAAGAUAUAAAAAUGAGUCUUCUGAGCUGCUCCACUGGCUGCGGUCUGCGAAGGAUAGGCUGGAUUUUUGGACUGAACAAUCUGUUACUGUCCCUCAAGAGCUGGAGACCGUCAGAGAUCAUUUGAAUGCCUUCUUGGAAUUCUCUAAAGAAGUUGAUGCCAAAUCCUCAUUAAAAUCAUCUGUCCUGAGCACGGGGAACCAACUACUUCGUCUGAAAAAAGUGGACACAGCCUCAAUUCGCUCAGAACUGGCACAGAUAGAUAACCAAUGGAUGGAGCUCCUCACGCAUAUCCCGGUGGUACAAGAGAAACUCCAUCAACUGCAAAUGGACAAGCUUCCUUCCCGCCACGCCAUUACGGAAGUCAUGACUUGGAUCUCACUGAUGGAAAAUGUCAUUAAAGAGGAUGAAGAGAAUAUCCGGAAUGUUGUGGGCUGUGAAGCCAUUGAAGAAUAUCUCUUGAAAUAUAAGGGCUUUAAGAUUGACAUAAAUUGUAAGCAGCUGACCGUGGACUUUGUGAACCAGUCAGUGCUGCAGAUCAGCAGUCAGGAUGUGGAAAGCAAGAGAAGCGACAAGACGGACUUUGCAGAAAAGCUGGGGGCUAUGAACAGACGAUGGCAGAUCCUGCAAGGCUUAAUAUCAGAAAAGAUCCAGCUGUUGGAGGGAUUGCUGGAGUCAUGGACGGAAUAUAAAAACAAUGUGCAGAUCCUAGAAUCCUGGUUUGAGAAGCAAGAGAAGAAGUUGCAGAAACAAAGUAUUGGUGAUCAGAACUCAGCGCAAAACAUAUUAAAAGAAUGCCAGGAUCUUGAAGAGUCAAUCAAGGUCAAAGAGAAAGACUUGGAGAAGGUUGGGCAGAGCGGACUUGCAUUAAUUCAUAAUAAAAAGGAAAAAGUGACUGCUAUAAUCAUGGAUACCCUCAACAAACUUAACCAGUCGUGGGCAAAUUUGGACAUUAAGGUGCGUCAGCUAAAGAUAUUGUUACAGUCAGUACUUGAUCAGUGGAGCAUUUACAAGGAGGUUUAUGAAGAGCUAAACACCUAUUUGAUGGAAGCCAGGUAUUCUCUGUCCCGCUUCCGACUCUUGACAGGAUCAAUGGAAGCAGUGAAGGUCCAAGUGGACAGCUUACAGAGCUUACAGGAAGAGUUGGAGAAGCAUGAGGCGGUUUUAGACAAGUUUGGUUCUGUAACUAACAAGCUUCUGUCUGAAUGUAACUCCUCUCUUGCAGAAAAUCUCAAGAGCACUUUAAAAGAGGUUACCACAAGGUGGAAUAGUUUAUUAGAGGAUAUUUCAGAACAGUUGCACUCAAGCAAGACUCUACUGGAACUGUGGCAGAAAUACAAAGAUUUCUGCGCUCAGUGUACGGCUGCUGUUCAGCAGCAAGAGGAUCGCACCAAUCAGCUGCUGAAGACUGCCACCAACAAAGACAUAGGAGAUGAGGAGAUUGCUACUUGGAUAGAGGACUGUAAUGUGCUUUUGAAAAACUUGGAUUCUGCAAGAAGUUCAUUGGUUGUUCUUCAGAAGACAGGAGAGCAGCUCAAACAGCAGGUGGAUUCAUCUGCAGCUGCAACCAUCCUAUCUGACCACCUUUCCCUGAGCCAGCGCUUGUCAGUACUGGAGCAGGCUCUCCUACGCCAGCAGGCCAUCCUUCAGGCUGGAGUCCUAGAUUAUGAGACAUUUGUAAAGAGUCUUCAAGACCUUGAAACAUGGAUUGUUGAUGCAGGAGAUGUUUUAAAUGGACAAGACCCAAACCGUUCCUCAGAUCUCUCCACCAUUCAGGAUAGGAUGGAGGAACUGAAAAGGCAGAUGUUGAAAUUUAGCAGCCUGGCUCCAGACUUAGAUCGCCUCAAUGAGUUAGGAUACAGAUUACCAUUGAACGACAAGGAAAUCAAACGCAUGCAGUGUUUAAACAGAAACUGGACAAUAUUUUCCUCUCAGACAACAGAGAGGUUCAGCAAGUUGCAGUCCUUCUUACUGCACCAUCAGACCUUCCUGGAGAAAUGUGAGACAUGGAUGGAGUUCUUGAUCCAGACAGAGCAGAAGCUUGCUGCAGAGAUCUCUGGAAACUACCAAAGCCUCCUAGAACAGCAGAGGGCACACGAGCUAUUUCAAGCAGAAAUGUUUAGUCGCCAACAGAUUUUACACUCAAUAAUCAUCGAUGGGCAGAGGCUGCUGGAGCAAGGACAAGUGGAUGAUAGGGAUGAAUUCAACCUUAAACUAGCCCUUUUGAGUAACCAAUGGCAAGGAGUGAUCCGUCGGGCUCAACAGAGAAAAGGAAUCAUCGAUAGCCAGAUACAUCAAUGGCAGCGUUACAGGGAGAUGGCAGAAAAACUGCGAAAGUGGCUGGUGGAAAUGUCCUAUCAGCCAGUGACUGGGCUGGGAAGUAUUCCAAUACCACUGCAACAGGCCAGAACCCUUCUAGAUGAAGUCCAGCUUAGGGACAGAGUACUGCACAGACAACAAGGCAGCUACAUCCUGACUGUGGAGGCUGGGAAGCAGCUGCUUCUCUCUGCUGAUAGCGGGGCGGAGGCUUCCUUACAGGCAGAACUCAUUGACAUUCAGGAGAGAUGGAAGGCCACCACAGUGAGGCUGGAAGAGCAGAAGAAACAGCUUGCAUUUUUGCUAAAAGACUGGGAGAAGUGUGAAAAGGGAAUAGCAGAAUCCUUGGAGAAACUGAGGACAUUCAGGAAGAAUCUCUCUCAGCCCCUCUCUGAUCACCACGAUGAGCUGCAUACAGAACAGAUCCGCUGCAAGGAACUUGAAACUGCAGUGGAAGGGUGGGUUGAGGACCUUGCUCAUUUGACAGAGCUGAAGAACACUUUUUCACCCUUUAUCAAUGCAGAUGAUAUAUCUAUUCUUAAUGAGCGUAUUGAAUUGCUGCAGAGACAGUGGGAGGAACUUUGUCAUCAGGUCUCUCUGCGGCGACAACAAGUCAGUGAGAGGCUUAAUGAGUGGGCCAUUUUCAAUGAAAAGAACAAGGAGCUGUGUGAGUGGUUAACGCAGAUGGAAAGCAAGGUUUCUCAGAAUGGAGACAUCAGCAUAGAAGAGAUGAUUGACAAACUGAGAAAGGAUUACCAGGAAGAAAUUGCAGUUUUCCGGGAAAACAAAAUGCAGCUGCAACAAAUGGGGGAGAGACUUGCCAAGGCCAGCCAUGAGACCAAAGCAUCAGAGAUUGAGUACAAGCUGAGCAAAGUGAACGAUAGGUGGCAGCAUCUCCUAGACCUUAUUGGAGCGAGAGUGAAGAAACUAAAGGAGACGUUGGUUGCAGUACAACAGUUGGAUAAGAACAUGAGCAGCCUGAGAUCAUGGCUGGGUCACAUUGAAUCUGAGCUGUCCAAGCCCAUCGUCUAUGAAACUAGUGAUUCUGAAGAGAUACAAAGGAAACUAAAUGAGCAGCAGGAGCUGCAGAGAGACAUAGAGAAACACAGUACGGGCGUUGCAUCAGUUCUGAAUCUCUGCGAAGUUCUUCUCCAUGACUGUGAUGCUUGUGCCAACGACACGGAGUGUGAUUCCAUCCAGCAGGCCACUCGCAGUCUAGACCGCAGAUGGAGGAAUAUCUGUGCCAUGUCUAUGGAGAGGAGGCUCAAAAUUGAUGAAACCUGGAGACUUUGGCAGAAAUUCCUGGAUGACUUCUCACGGUUUGAAGAUUGGCUUAACAUUUCCGAACGUACAGCUGCCUUCCCAAGUUCAGCCGGUGUGCUCUACACAGUGGCUAAAGAAGAGCUGAAAAAAUUUGAGGCUUUCCAAAGACAAGUUCAUGAGAGUCUAACUCAGCUGGAGCUUAUAAAUAAGCAGUAUCGGCGCCUGGCUCGGGAAAACCGCACUGACUCAGCAUGUAAGCUAAAGCAGAUGGUCCAUGAAGGAAACCAGCGGUGGGACAACUUGCAGAAGAGAGUAACAUCCAUUCUCAGGAGAUUGAAGCACUUUAUUGGCCAGCGAGAAGAAUUUGAGACUGCACGUGACAGCAUCUUAGUGUGGCUCACAGAGAUGGACCUUCAGCUAACCAACAUUGAGCAUUUCUCUGAAUGUGAUGUGCAGGCAAAAAUUAAACAGCUCAAGGCCUUUCAGCAAGAGAUUGCCUUAAACAACAAUAAGAUCGAUCAAAUUAUUACCCAAGGUGAACAACUCCUAGAAAAAAGUGAGCCCCUUGAUGCGGCUGUUAUUGAGGAAGAGCUGGAUGAACUCCGGAGAUAUUGCCUAGAGGUCUUUGGUCGCGUUGAAAGAUAUCAUAAAAAGCUUAUCCGUCUUCCGCUGACCGAUGAUGAGCAUGACUUCUCUGACCGAGAAGUGGAUGGAGAUGAAACCACAGAUCUGUCUGAUCUACAAUGGCACACCAAGAGUACUGGUGGCCUUCUAUCACCUCUACCCUCAUCAAACCACUCAUUGUCACUGAUUGUUCCUAUGAGGAGUGAAAGAUCAGGUCGGGACACUCCUGCAAGCGUGGACUCUAUCCCUCUGGAAUGGGAUCACGACUAUGACCUUAGUCGGGACUUAGAGACAGCAGUUUCUCAAGCACUACACUCAGAUGAAGAAGACGAACGUGACAACAAUUACUUCCUUCAAGGAGCAGUUGGUUUAUCCGAUAUAGAAAUUCCUGAAAGCCCUGAAGCCUAUGUUAAACUUACUGAAAAUGUUCUGAAAAAUUGCACUGGAGAUUCCGGUUUGUUAGAAACACAGAUUCGUCAACUAGACAAAGCAUUGGAUACCAGCCGCUUUCAUCUACAGCAGACUGAGAAUGUAAUUCGCAGCAGGACACCCACUGGUCCUGAAUUAGACUCCAGUUACAUGGGAUACAUGAAGCUUCUUGGAGAGUGUCGGGGCAGCAUAGACACUGUGAGGCGAGUAAGCGAGAAACUGAAAGAGGAAGAAGAAAAGAUAUCUGGCUUCAUUAAUUUGAAUAGUACAGAGACACAGUCUGCUGGUGUUAUCGAGCGAUGGGAACUAAUCCAUGCACAAGCCCUUAAUAAGGAACUCAGAAUGAAGCAAAAGCUCCAGCAGUGGCAGCAAUUUAUAUCAGACCUCAAUAACGUUUGGGAUUGGCUGGGAGACACAGAGGAGGGGCUUGAGCGGCUGCGCCACCUUGAUGCUAGUACCGAUAUACAAACUAUUGAACAAAGAAUCAAGAAACUGAAGGAAAUACAGAAGGCAGUAGAUAGUCGGAAAGCUAUUGUCCUGUCCAUUAACCUUUGUAGCUCAGAGUUCACUCAGGCAGAUACCCCAGAAAGCAAGGAACUUCAAGAACGCCUGGGCCAAAUGAACUUACGAUGGGACCAUGUGGGCAGCACAUUAGAGGACUGGCGCUGCUCACUACAAGAUGCUUUAAUGCAGUGCCAGGACUUCCAUGAAAUGAGCCAUGGGCUGCUACUUUGGCUUGAAAACAUUGACCGCAGAAGAAGUGAAAUCCUUCCAAUAAAUCCCCACCUAGAUGCUGACACUCAACAGGAACACCUCAAGUUAUUGACGCAAAUCAAACGUGAGCUGCUCGAGUCGCAGUUAAAGGUGGUAUCUCUGCAAGAUAUGUCCUGCCAGUUACUUGUCAAUGCAGAGGGCAAGGAUUGCCUUGAAGCCAAAGAGAAGGUGCAUGUAAUUGGGAACAGACUCAAAGUGCUCUUGAAGGAAGUCACUCGUCACAUAAAAGAAAUUGAGAAAAUUCUGGACAUUUCAAGCAGUCAGCUGGAGCUGUCCUCGUGGUCUUCCGCAGAUGAGUUGGAUACUUCUGGUUCCCUCAGUCCUGUGUCUGGCAGAAGCACCCCCAGCAGGCAGAGAACGCCACGGGGCAAAUGUAGUGUCUCACAGCCUGGACCCUCUGUCAACAACCCACCUAGCAGGUCCAAAGGCGAUGGCUCAGGUUCCUGCCAUUCUGAAGCCAACUUGGCUGAAAGACACCAAUCUUUCUUUCUCAGAGUUCUACGUGCAGCGUUUCCACUUCAGCUUCUUCUGCUGCUUUUAAUUGGUCUUGCCUGUCUUGUACCAAUGACUGAAGAAGACUACAGUUGUACUCUGUCCAAUAACUUUGCACGGUCCUUCCACCCAAUGCUCCGAUACACCAAUGGGCCACCACCUAUAUAACAAUGUUGUUUAACAGAGCUCACUCUGGAUUUUGUAUGAGCUUUUGCCAGAUUUAAUUGCACUUAUUAUGACAACAUUUGUUCCCUGUAUAACCGUUGAACAUUACACAGUUAUGAGAGUUAUGCUAUAUUAGUCACGCCAUGCUGUGUUCCACAAGUAACAGAGUUUGGUAGAUAAAAAGUACUGAAAAAAUGACGUCAAUUUUUACCCACAAAUCAUUUGCUCUUUCCCUGAAAACUAUGCAUAGCUAAGUUUCAUAUUUAUGUCAUCUCAUCCAUAAUAACUAACAAACUGGUAGCUAAUUUCCAAUGAGAGCAUUAUCAGUAUUUCACAAAGAGUUUGCAAUUAUGAUGCUAUUUUAGAUGCUUGUAAUAUAAAAUUUUAAAGAACUUAUAUGGCAAAUAUUUUUUUACUUUUCUCUGUGGCAUUUUUGGUUUAGGGGCUUUCUGUGUGGGGGUUUUGUGUGGGAAGCAUGAAUUAACUGUAAACUCUGCUUUAAGUAUGGAAGAUGUACAAAUGGAAAGCAUUUUUUUAAGCUAUAUAACUGGAUGUAAGAAAUGAAAUAAUGACCUAAAAAUAGAACAAUCUAUGAAACGUCAAGAGAAAAUAUUAUUUAUGUAUGUACAGUUUGCUAAGCUGAGUUAUGUUUGUAUUGAUUUCUUCCAAUUAUAGAUAUUGUAAAAGAUAA
This is a messenger RNA of Pseudophryne corroboree (corroboree frog), 27564 nucleotides long. It is a transcript of the gene SYNE1, whose product is annotated as spectrin repeat containing nuclear envelope protein 1. Gene Ontology annotation, cellular component: membrane; perinuclear region of cytoplasm; nuclear envelope. The record is from RefSeq and is a predicted model, not a curated record. Bases 393 to 26876 code for a protein of 8827 amino acids. The transcript is spliced from 147 exons. Lineage: Eukaryota; Metazoa; Chordata; Amphibia; Anura; Myobatrachidae. Gene Ontology annotation, biological process: cytoskeleton organization; nuclear migration; nucleus organization. Gene Ontology annotation, molecular function: kinesin binding.